Antrostomus carolinensis (chuck-will's-widow) is the source of this 652-nucleotide messenger RNA. RefSeq names its product heat shock 70 kDa protein 12B. The record is from RefSeq and is a predicted model, not a curated record. The transcript is spliced from 5 exons. The annotation marks the transcript as partial. Lineage: Eukaryota; Metazoa; Chordata; Aves; Caprimulgiformes; Caprimulgidae.
GACUUCGGCACCACAUCCAGCGGUUACGCCUUCAGCUUCUCCAGCGACCCCGAGUCCAUCCACAUGAUGAGGAAAUGGGAAGGAGGUGACCCAGGGGUGGCCAACCAGAAGACCCCCACCAGUCUCCUGUUGACACCAGAAGGCAUCUUCCACAGCUUUGGCUACACUGCCAGGGACUACUACCACGACCUGGACCCUGAGGAAGCCCGGGACUGGCUCUACUUUGAGAAGUUUAAGAUGAAGAUUCACAGCACCAGCGAUCUCACCAUGACAACUGAGCUCGAAGCUGUCAAUGGGAAGAAGAUGCAGGCGCUGGAGGUCUUCGCCCACGCGCUCCGUUUCUUCAAGCAGCACGCCGUGCAGGAGCUGAAGGACCAGUGUCCAUCCCUGCCUGAGAGAGAUGCCAUCCGUUGGGUGAUCACGGUGCCGGCCAUCUGGAAGCAACCAGCCAAGCAGUUCAUGCGAGAAGCUGCCUACAAGGCUGGUCUGGUGUCCCCAGAGAAGCCGGAGCAGCUGCUGAUCGCGCUGGAGCCCGAAGCCGCUUCCAUUUAUUGCAGGAAACUUCGUCUCCAUCAACUGAUCGACCUGAGCUGCAGACCCCCCAGCAACGGGCUGGGGUCCGACCCCCCCGUCGACUCCAGCUUCCGGCAGG